AAAAAGGGAGCCGCUGGGAGCUCGGCCCCAAGAGAUUCCCGGUUGCAGAGGGGGCCUGCUGGAAGGAGCCGGAAUGGGCACAAAAUCUUUAUGGGAGAAACUCCAAACCCUCCAGUGUCAUUUCAACUGGUGCUUCGAGCUGAGGGAUGAGAUGAACAUCGGUCACAUCCUCAACAUGGUGGCUCUCAAGGUGGAGCACACGGCCUAUCACAACCGCGGCAUCUACCUGGCCAUGAGGGCAUACCUGCAGCAGCUGCAAGGGAAUUACCUGGAAGCGCUGGACAGCCUCCGAGAAGCAGAAACGAGACUCCAGCAAGACCAGCCGGACAACUUCUCCCGCCAAGCCUUGCUGAUUUAUGGGAACUACGCCUGGAUCUAUUACCACUUGGUCAACUACCAGAUGGUGGAGCUCUACUUGGGCCGGAUUUCUGAGAUCUGCCGGUCCCUUUCCAGCCCAGAGCCAUACUCUGUGCAGAUCCCCGAGAUCCAUGCGCAAAAAGGGUGGACCCUCCUGGCCCUUGGCUUCCGAAAGGGGGAAGAGGCCACCGAGUGUUUCCAAACGGCACUCCGAGAAGACGAGUCCAACCCGGACUUCCAGGCCGGUCUGGCAAUCUCUGUCUUUGCUUCCUGGACUCACUCUUUCAAGUCUUACCUUUGGGAAAAGGCCAGAAGGUUGCUGGAACAGAUUCUCUGCCGCCAGCCCCAAAACUAUGAAAUCAAAACGCAUUUGGCUGAUCUGCUAGAGAGAAAAGACUGGUGGAGGUCCAUGGACCUCACAAUGGACGUUGCCCGCAACAGCCUCAACCCUGAAGAUCUGCGAAACGCCGCCAAGCUUUGUAAGAACAACCUCCUCCCCCGAGCCAUCAGCAUUUUGCAACGAGCAAUCGCCCUGGCUCCCGGGUUCCACCUCCUCCACUACGACCUUGGCGUCUGCUACAAGGCGCAGCUGAAAGGAGGAGCCCCGGAGGAGAGAGAAGAGAUCUUGGCCGCCGCUAUCGAGAGCUUCCAGCGGGCCGUGGAAGCCAAUCCUCAGUCUAUAUUUUCCCGGCUGGAGCUGGCUCAGCUGUAUAGUGAAAAGACCCUGCUUUACGCGGAAGAGAUGUACCAGAACCUGCUGGAGGAGCUCCCGAAGGCCAGCAAGCGGUGCCAGCAGGCCAUCUAUCUGCACUGGGGGGACUUCCUCCUCCACAGGAAGGGGCUGAGGCGGGAGGCGCUGGAGAUGUAUGAGGCUGGCUACUUGAUCCUCAGCGGCCACUGCAAAGAGUGGCACCUUCUGAGACAGAGGCUGAUGAAGAUGGCCAAGAAGUUCGAGGAAGACUCUGAGAUGGGCGGAGUGGAGGCGGUCUUUGAGACCCUUCGGCUGAGACCCGAGUUCCAGAAGUAAACGGGGAGGCGGAAUUUAGGUGGGAGACUAGCUCAGUUUUGAGGAUCAUCUGUAAUUGGCUUAAGUCUCUAUAGGUCGAUUGCUCUUCCCAGAAAGCUUUGUGUUGAACCUCACUCCGCUCUGUUUGCCAUGGAGGCGGGUGACGGGGAAUUCCAGAGAAGAGGGGAGUGAAUGGUGAGUGAGUGGGGACCUUUCGCGCCUAGCUGCCUGUAACUCUCUCCUGACGAUGCCUCCACUUUUCUCUUGCUAGAAUGUGGAUGUCCUUGAGACGGUUGGU
This is a messenger RNA of Gekko japonicus, 1661 nucleotides long. RefSeq names its product interferon-induced protein with tetratricopeptide repeats 5-like. Lineage: Eukaryota; Metazoa; Chordata; Lepidosauria; Squamata; Gekkonidae. The record is from RefSeq and is a predicted model, not a curated record. Gene Ontology annotation, biological process: defense response to virus. Bases 74 to 1384 code for a protein of 436 amino acids. Gene Ontology annotation, cellular component: cytosol. The transcript has 2 exons. Gene Ontology annotation, molecular function: protein binding.